AGGAGAUGCCAGAGAUCAGUCUGCAUGAAAAAAGCAUCUUAAAUGUGCAUCAGUUUUGCACUGCCCUAUACCUCUCCAGCAAUCUCCUCUUUUCAACAUCAAAUGAUUAGCAGUUGAUCUGACAUGUAUAACCACAGCCAGGCGGGGGCUUGACCUGUGUGUCCAACAGUGCAUUAACCCUUGUUACAAAGUCCUGUCCGAAGAUCAAUAAACAUUGCCUUUCCAACUCCUACUGACGAGAUCCCCACAUGAACAUGGAUAUCGCCACAGUAAAUGCUCUUCCUUACGAGGAUUUUGUGAAUAUUUUGGGCAAUGUGGUGGAGAAAUGUCCCAUUAUAACAGCUGCUGUGUGGUCGAGGCGUCCCUUUGUGAACUUGACUGCUUUGGAGACUGCAAUCAGCGAAUUCAUCGAUGCUCUCCCAGAAUCAGGUAAAGAGGGGAUCCUCAGGUGUCACCCGGACCUCGCGGGCAGGGACCUCCAGAGCGGCACCCUGACCCGGGAGUCGCGCGAGGAGCAGGCAGGAUCCGGGAUGGAUGCGCUGAACUCCGCGGAAGCCUCGCGCAUGGCCCGACUCAACGAGGAGUACAAGGAGCGCUUCGGUUUCCCGUUUGUCAUCUGCGCCCGGAUGAACGACAAGGCGAACAUAUUACGGCAGCUGUCCGAGCGCUGUCCGAACGAGCGCGCGGUGGAGAGGGCGCGCGGUAUAGAGGAGGUGAAGAAGAUAUGUCGCCUGCGUCUUCAAGAUCUCGUGCUCAUUGACGCUCCCAACAAGUUAUGAACCUUAACAAUGAGUUUAUACUCAUUUUUUACUGUGCCUGUUCAACAACCCGGAUGUCCUGAGGACUGUAGGCCUUGUCCUGAGGACUGUAGGCCUAUAGGCUGUGUGAUAUUUGCUUUAUUCCAAAUGUCAUGUGCGGGUAUUCAUGCAUCAUACUGUACAAUUAAUUAUUUAAACAAUAGAAUAUGUGUAGCCUACCUUUGAUUCUAAUGUAACAAUGUACACGAUAAUAGCUUAGGCUUAUAUACAAGUGGCAAAUAUAUUGUAUUACGCAUAGGCCUAUAUACAUUCAGAAACUUGAUUAUACUCACAUGUCUGAGAUGAAAAACAAUUCACUGUAAAACUUUAUUAGACCAUGCAACAGUUUGUGCUGAACCCAUGAUGCUGGGGGCAAGGGGGGAGGGGUUAAGAAAUGUCCCUUCAGUCCAGUAAAUGACAGUGGCAGUGGUAGGAUAUCCAAUAAGGAAGAUCGAGGUCCCUUCAAGGGGAUUCCUGGAUAAGGAGCACUUUAUUUAAAUGCCAUAACUCUAAGAGAGACUCAUAGGUUUCACUCUCCAAUAUCGUCCUAAUUAUGAACAUAUAUAUCCUCAAAUAGGACUGCCUUAAAAUGGAUUUGAAGUCUAUUUAUAUUUGUUUCCAUCGAAACCAAUUAAAAAGAUCCUUGCAAUAUGAGUUUAAGUCCCAGUCAGAACCUGCUGCGGGUCUAUGCGAGCUCCCUGGCCUUAGGUGCGGAGAGGGCGGGACCGUGCAGCGGGGAAACGGGGGGUGAGGUGGUGUGAGCUCCGUUUGUAGAGGUGACCCCUCCCGCGGCUUCCCCUUGGUCCCCAGAGCUGAUGGAGGAGUCCUGGUCCGGGUCAGCUCCCCUCGCCCUCCUCCGGUCCUCCUCCUUCUUCCACUUCAUGCGCCGGUUCUGGAACCAGAUCUUGAUGUGGCGCUCGGUGAGGCUCAGGGUGAGCGCCAGCUCCACGCGGCGCGGCCUCGAGAUGUAGCGGUUGAACAGGAACUCCUUCUCCAGCUCCAGCAGCUGGGCUCGCGUAUAGGCAGUCCUCGUGCGUUUAUUUUCCUCUGAUUCCGCAAUCACGUAUGGGCCUGGAGACAAACAGAUAUUUAGUGUCCUCACAAAUGAGAUACAACUUCAUAAAAGUAAUUUGUCAAAGGCAUUUGAAUGUUUAUAAUUAGUGUUGUUUGGUCUAAAUUUCAAGCAAUGUCAUUGUAAAGUCAUUUGAUUAAUUAUCAUAAA
Molecule: messenger RNA, 2019 nt
Organism: Sander lucioperca (pikeperch)
Lineage: Eukaryota; Metazoa; Chordata; Actinopteri; Perciformes; Percidae
Gene: urad
Product: ureidoimidazoline (2-oxo-4-hydroxy-4-carboxy-5-) decarboxylase
Exons: 3
Coding region: 249-779 (176 amino acids)
Biological process (GO): allantoin metabolic process
Molecular function (GO): carboxy-lyase activity
Source: RefSeq, a predicted model, not a curated record